Molecule: messenger RNA, 255 nt
Organism: Chaetomium globosum CBS 148.51
Lineage: Eukaryota; Fungi; Ascomycota; Sordariomycetes; Sordariales; Chaetomiaceae
Exons: 4
Coding region: 1-255 (84 amino acids)
Source: RefSeq, a predicted model, not a curated record
AUGCGAUUCUUCACCGUCCUAGCUGUCGUCGCUGGCGCUGUCACCGCCCUCCCUCAGCCGGUUACCGAACCCGAGACUCCCGCGAAUGCCAAUCUUAAUAAACGUUAUUGCAACGUCAUGCUGGUUGCAACGGUUAUCUGCACUGCGACGGCUCAUACUGCUACACCAGUGAUGCAGGCCACUCGUGGUGCGAGUGCAAUUGCCGCUAUGGCUGAGCUGAUUCAAGGCAGAGACAAGCUACAAGUUUCCGCAUAG